UGAGGGAGAACAAAAUGUUUCUAUCGCCUGCAGUGCUACUGGUCAGCCUCAGCCUAAUAUCACGUGGUCUAAGGCGUUUGGAAUCUUGCCAAUGGAUAGAGCCGAAGUGAUUGAUGGAACGCUAAAUAUUUAUAACGUAACAAAAAAUGACAGAGGAACAUACAUCUGUAGAGCGGAGAACAUUCUCGGAUCAGCAGCAGACACGUUUCACUUUACGGUAUUUUCUCGUCUGCGGUUUAAAGCUAGGCCCCCCAAAGAAAUGACUCCUAGGGCUGGCUCAACUGUUCAUCUGCCGUGUGUGGUCGAGAGCGACUUGAAAACUACAAUCAGUUGGACGAAGCAGGGCGAGUCUUCUUUACCUACACGGUCAAAUGUCCUACAGAAUGAGACGCUGGUAAUAAAAAACGUUAGAAAAUUACACGAAGGUUCUUACACCUGUAGAGCAAGUAAUGUUCUGACAGUAAUAGAAACCAAAGUGAAAAUUAACAAUCCAAUAAACGUGUCUUCUUGUUCUAUGAUACAAAAAUACGUCAGCACUACAAGUGGAAAUUACGUCAUUGAUACCGAUGGCGAAGGUCCUCUAGCACCAUUUACAGCAUACUGUGACAUGAGUGACAAGAAUAGAGUUGGCGUGACAGUCAUCAGUCACGACAGUGAAAGCAGAACGCACAUAAAAGGAUACGAGUCCGCAGGAAGUUACUCACGUGAUAUCCAUUACACAGGAGCCAGUCUUUCUCAGCUGGCGAGUCUCACCAGAGUCUCCUCACACUGCGAACAGUUUAUCAGCUACGAGUGCCGUUAUUCACUGUUCUUUAGAGGAAGUGUUGGAUGGUGGGUGUCACGGGACUCGAUGAAGAUGACAUACUGGGGAGGAGCGUCACCCGGCAGUGGUAAGUGCGCGUGCGGAAUGACCAACUCAUGUCCACACCCUGCUCAUCCGUGUAACUGUGACAAGGAAGAUGGUGUACUGCGUGAGGACAGCGGUCUCCUCACUGACAAGUCACACCUUCCAGUUAAACAACUGAGGUUUGGUGAUACAGGUGAUCCUAACGAGGAAGGAUAUCAUACGCUGGGAAAACUGAAGUGUUAUGGCAUACCGUAGUGCUAGUCUCAAAAUAUCUCAUAUCGACAGGUACUACGUAAAAACAGAUGAUCUAAACAUUCUUCAGCGUUUAACUAAAAUUUUAUCCAAGAUGAAAGAGUAUAGCUGCUCGAAGACUGGAGCGCAGUAAGAGAAAGUGACUCUUAUCAUAACCGGCAAUAAAACAUUGCAUUACAGUAGUUUGACUGCUGUUGAUGACUUCCUUGUCUAAUGAAGUAAUUCUAAAAUAAUCUUGCUGUUGACGUCUUGGUGGAUUCAACAUGCCAUAAGUGUGUAGAAAACUUCUUUGAAUCCCGAAUGCUUUAUCUAGUUCAACUGAUCGCUUCUGAGCUGUAAAUGUCAAGUGGAUGGCUUCACUAAUGCGCCGAUCAGUUGAAGCUUCAACAUUCUCCAGAGUGUAGGACUAUCGUCUGUGCCCGGGGAGUGGGGAAUAUAAGCCUUUCCUGGGUGGGGUGGGGAAAACCUUUCAGCGGAACAAGCGUAUUGUAUUUUUUUUAAACGCCUGGUAAAGGUAAAGAGUUCUCUUUACGAGCGGAUGGUUAAAAAAAAAAAAAAAUUGGUCCACAAGGUCUAGAUUUUAAACUCGGAUAGUCGAGUUGUUCAUCGAUGGGUAUAGAAAGUGUAGGUCGCUGUUCUUGCCUUUUACAAAAAAUAUUCAUCUAUCAAAUCCGGCAAUUGAGUAGGGCAUUUAAACACAGUUUUGAGAGAAUUUUAGAGAAUUUGAGAAAAUUUGAGAGAAUUUGAGAGAACUUCUCCAAAGUUCAAAUACCAGGGGGCUUAUCCGGUAGAAAUUUCAACACCUCUAAAAGGCUUUCGUUGUUAUUUCUCAGACACCAUGGCAUGAUGGGAUUAACCAUUCGUACGGAUAUAAACAAUUUAUUGACAACUGGAUGCUAAUGGAAAAAUCGAUAGCUUGUUUGAGUAAAAAUAAGUGGUGCUGCACAAGAGGAUUACUAAGGAUUACUUCACUACGUUAACCAUGCCAUUUAAUGAUCAAGAGUCAAGGAACAAUGAGAAAAAAAGGUCUUUCAUAGGGUAAUUAACGCUUGUAGAUAAUAUGUAAUGUAACGUGAAUGGAUUUUUGAGAAAUUUUGAGCAUCUGUUUUAAAUAUUUGGUGCAUCUUA
Stylophora pistillata is the source of this 2227-nucleotide messenger RNA. RefSeq lists its product as uncharacterized. Lineage: Eukaryota; Metazoa; Cnidaria; Anthozoa; Scleractinia; Pocilloporidae. The record is from RefSeq and is a predicted model, not a curated record.